UUGCACCCACCGGAGGGCUAUCAUGAGUGUUUAUAACCAGCGAUUCUCUCUCGCCAGCUUUUCACUCAUUUCUCCGUAUCGUCGUCGGUUUUAACGCCACGGUGUGAAACAACAGCAACACGGCGGGUGUAGCAGGAUGUAAAAGGAAGCCGGUGAGCUGUGACUCUCCCCGUCUUUGUCUCUCCGUGCAUCUGAAUGUACUGUGAGCAGCCCCGGCCUGCCGGAGAGGUGCUGUGCUCAGUGAUCGUGCUGCACUAGGAGAACCUAUGGCUUCUGGCCCACCUCCCUCUGCAGGCUGCAGGCUCAGGCUGCUUGAGUUGUUGAUUGUGGCCGUGUUGGCGUUGCUGGUGUCUGGGCUGGCACCAGCAAUGAGUCAGAAGGUAUACACUAACACAUGGGCUGUCCACAUACCUGGAGGUCCAGAGGAAGCAGAGCGAAUUGCCAGUAAAUAUGGUUUCAUCAACCAUGGACAUGUAUUCGGUGAUUAUUAUCAUUUCCGACAUCGCAGAGUGGUAAAGAGAUCGCUGUCAGACCACAGGGGGACAAAGGUUCUUCUACAAAGAGAUCCAAAGGUGGCAUGGGCGGAGCAACAGUUGGUAAAGCGCAGAAAAAAGAGAGAUGUCUUUGCAGAACCGUCGGAUCCCAAGUUCAGAGACCAGUGGUAUCUGUACAACGGCAACCACCGGGACCUGAAUGCCAGAGCUGCGUGGCAGCUGGGCUACACAGGGAAAGGUGUGGUGGUGUCCAUCUUAGAUGAUGGAAUAGAGAAGAACCAUCCUGACCUGAUGCAGAAUUAUGACCCAGAUGCCAGCUACGACGUGAACGACGGUGACCCAGAUCCUCAACCUCGAUACACGCAGCUGAAUGACAACAGGCAUGGAACACGAUGUGCAGGAGAAGUGGCAGCAGUGGCCAACAAUGGGAUCUGUGGAGUCGGUGUGGCUUAUGAUGCAAAGAUUGGAGGUGUGCGUAUGCUGGACGGUGAGGUUACUGAUAUGGUGGAGGCCCAGUCUCUCAGCCUGAAUCCCCAACACAUCGACGUCUACAGUGCAAGUUGGGGCCCAGAGGAUGACGGCAAAACCGUUGACGGACCUGCCAAACUCGCCAAGGAAGCUUUUCUGCGUGGAGUCACAGAGGGUCGUGGCGGUUUGGGCUCCAUUUUUGUGUGGGCUUCUGGAAACGGAGGAAGGGAGAAGGACAGCUGUAACUGCGAUGGCUACACCAACAGCAUUUACACCCUGUCCAUCAGCAGCUCCACGCAGAACGGCAACGUUCCCUGGUACAGCGAGGCCUGCUCCUCCACCCUCGCCACCACUUACAGUUCGGGGAACAUCAAUGAAAAACAAAUAGUGACUACAGACCUGAAAUCAAAAUGCACAGACUCUCACACUGGCACCUCUGCUUCCGCCCCACUGGCUGCUGGGAUCAUCGCUCUCGCCCUGGAAGCCAAUAAAAACUUAACUUGGAGAGACAUGCAACAUCUGGUUGUGCGAACUUCUCACCCUGCCCACCUACUCGCCAAUGACUGGAGAACCAAUGGGUUUGGACGCAAAGUUAGUCAUUCAUAUGGAUAUGGUCUACUGGAUGCCAGUGCAAUCGUAUCGCUGGCAAGUACCUGGACCAGUGUGGGGCCACAGCGAAAAUGUGUGAUCACCAUGCUCAGUGAGCCAAGGAACAUUGGCAGCCACUUAUACAUUAACAAAACUGUAGACGCCUGCUUUGGGUCAGACAGUUUUGUGACCUCAUUGGAGCACGUCCAGGCCCGGCUCACCCUGUCAUACAACCGGAGAGGAAACCUGGCCAUCCAUCUCAUUAGUCCUGCCGGCACACGCUCCACCCUGCUCCACCCAAGACCUCACGACUACUCAUCAGAGGGUUUUAAUGACUGGGCUUUCAUGACCACCCAUUCAUGGGAUGAGAACCCCAAAGGGACGUGGAGACUGGAAAUUGAGAACGUGGCUGGAGCCAGUGACUAUGGCACUCUGACCCAGUUCAUCCUGGUACUGUACGGCACCAGCACGUCUUCCAGCUCCUCUGACGACUCUCAGCCGAGCAACAACAGCUGCAAGACUUUGGAUCUGAGAAUGAUAUGCAUCGAGUGCAACAGCGGCUACUACCUCUUUCAGCAGAUCUGUGUUAAAGAAUGUCCAGCAGGCUACGCGGUGGGCUCUCAGCCCCUCAACUACACAGUGGGAAACUUUGUAGAGCUCGCUUCCGUCCCGGCCUGCCUGCCCUGCCCGCCGGCCUGCCUCACCUGCAGCGGCCUCAGCCCUCAGACCUGCCUGUCCUGCCCCCCCCACAGCUCCCUGGACCCCGGCUCUGGCACCUGCGUGCACCUCAACCAUUACAUGCGUGAGUCCCCCGGCAGCUUCAUGGUGGGCCAGGGAACCCCGAGAUCGCAACUGGACCUCGGCUCACAGCUGCCCAUCACCAUCGCCGUGCUCAGCUGCAUGGCCAUAAUCGCCACCUUUGCCGGCAUCUUCUUGAUGCUGCAGCUGCGCUCAGGUGCACUCAUCAAGCUGCCCACUCUGGAAGCUGGCGGCGGCUUCAGGGGCAACUUCAGCCUGGGGGGAAACAGGAUGGUGUCGUACCGCGGCAUACCAACAAUGUGGGGGGAUGACGGGGUGAAUACAGACUCCGAAAACGAAGAGUUUGGCGUCCAAAAUGAGAGGACUGCCUUUAUCAAAACACAAAGUGCUCUUUAAUGCUUCCCCCGUGUCCCUCCUUCUCCUCUCCUGCUUUUAAAAUGCUCUCACCCCCUUUUCUCUCGGAUAAUUCAGGGCUGUGGUAAUUGUCUUUUCACAGUCUCUUCUGAUUUUUAUUCCCCAUCAGGUUUUUUUUUCCCUCUUCUUUUCUUACUUACUCUUUCUGAGACUUGUUUUGGGAUCUGGUCUUCUACUCUGCUGUGGUAGACCUGCUGGGGACUAGCUGUUUCUCAAAGCCGGGGAUGCCUGAGGUGUGCUCUCUUCACACUUGGGUGCAUUUCUAUUUAAGUGGAUCUCCCUCCUCUUGCCCCCAUUUGCAAUUGGUGUUUUUCGGCGCAGAGCCCAUUUUCCCCUCCAGCUCCAGCUUCUUUUGUGUUACAGUAAACAAAUUAUUACCAUUUGCUUUUUUCCCUCUCCUUUUUUUCUUUUUAUUAACCCUCCCUCCAUUAGUCUCAGUGCAGUAGCCAAAUGAGAUUGUUGAAUCUGAGUAGUUGUGGGUGUGUGUGUGUGCGUGUGUGUGUGUGAGAGAGAAUAUGAAUGUCUAGAUCUGAUCAGCAGUGAAUAGUGUAGUGGCCGUAAUGGACAAAUUAAAGUGUGUCAUAUUCUUUAGUUUUUUAAGGGAGUAAAAGCAAAAUGAAAUGUAUCAUGAGGCAUGAAAUUCAGUUGGAAACAUUUUGUUUCCUUCAAAUUUUCAUUUACUCACAGCAGCAUCUGAAAAUGUGCUGUGAAUAAUGCCACAUAUCAGUAGUGAUUUGCAUUUUUAAAGUGCAUUUAAAAUUGCAAGAAUCAAAAGUGUAACACAUCAUCAGGUAGAUUAACACAGACUGUCUGUAAGCCUUCUGGAAAUGGCGUCUCUACCGUCUUUCAUUUUAUCAUAAACAAUAGUAGUGUUUUCUUUACACCGAAUCAUUAGUUUAAGCGGUCGCUUUUUAAAACCGGUGUAGUUCCCGUCGUGCAGAACGCCUUUCUGCUCUGGAAGAACAAACUCUGAGUCACUCGACUUGCAAAGCUUCAUUCAGCCUUUUGGAAUUCCAGAUAAACUGAAGUUGUUCUCAUUUGGCAAAAUAGAAAGUCUCCUGUACCCAUGACCUCCCAACCCAAACAUGGGAGGGUUUCCAGAAACGACAAGAAAAUAAACACACACAUACUUUCUCUUCUUAGCCAACCCUGUGGCACAAUCCCUUCCAGGAAUCUGUGUGUGUGUGUGUGUGUGUGUGUGUGUGUGUGUGUGUGUGUGUGUGUGUGUGUGUGUGUGUUACAGCAGCUGGCAGUUGCCAAGUUACCUAUGAUUGAUUUCUUUACAGAGCAGACACGGUCACAAUACAUCAAGGCUUUCCUUUUGUCGGAGCACAUAAGCGCUGCAAACAUGCACCUUGUAUCAUAAUGACGUAACGUGAGUUUGUGUGUGAGCGUUAUCCUGCUGCUUGUGAGGAUGGGAAGUGCUUAUGUGCCCUCUGAAGUGAAGGUUUCCUUUUCCUCCUUCAUCUCAGUCUCUGCUCUCUUUAGAUCUCGAGUAUUGUUCAAAAAUCCCACAUUGAUGUCCCACAGCUCAUCAUCAUCAUCUCUGCACUCUCCCUCCGGUCUUCAUCCAUUCUGAAUCUCCACAUAAUCUCCUCAGUGUACUUUGGCAAAUAUAUUCCAAAUGAUAAUGCUGCGAAGUAUUUAUUCUGAGAGAUUUUAAUCAUACCUAUAGGGAACUGGUUAUUUUAAAGUCAUCUCAUUACCACCCCACCACGCUGCAGGCUGCUUAUCAUCUUAAAUAUGCUUCUCAUUGUUUAAUCCACUGUUGCCAUUUUGAUUCCACUGUUUUCUUUAUUUUCUUUUGUUGAUAAUUUUUCUUUUUUUUCCCGAUUUACAAAAACAGUGGAGCUUGCUAAGAGAGGUUGUCAUGGUGAUGACGUGCAUAGAAGACUGCGGCUGCUCAUCCUUUUAUCUACCUCUCAUAUCAUACAGCAAGGUUUCAUAGGAAGUUAAACGAGGGCUGUUAAAUGAUUGUAGAGGUCAAACAUAUAUAUAGGUUAUGAAUACGCUUAAGAAAUAUUUAGGAGAAUAGGCAUAUUUGAUAAAUUCAUGUUUAAAAGAAAAAGAAUCAACUGCAAUCCACAAAGCUGCUGUGUAAAUUGUUACUCUUCCCUUAAAUUUAUUGCCUUCAUGGAUCAGCAUUAACCUGGGCUUUAAAAUCUAUCACUGAAAUACAGCUUUUGAGCGCUAAAUCAACCUAAAAUUGUCAGCGACGUCUGCUUUUUCAUCUUCAAGUAGGCAUCUCCUCCAGGAGUUGAGUUUUUUUUUCUUAUAUUUCUGUCAUUGACAAUCAAUUUCCUUGUCUUGAGGCAAGAAGAUGAAGAGGCACACAAAUCAAUUUUCCCUUCUAAUUUAACAACUUGUGUAAAAAAAAAAAAUAUCCACAGGAGGUAUUAUUCAUAAAUAUGCAAUCAAGUGUGGUUUAAAUUGAAAAAUAUAUUCAGAGGUCAACUACUUAUUUAGAAAAAAGGCAAAAUCUAAAAUGUGUAAAGUGAAUUAUGAUUGUUAAAUCAGUACCUGCCUAAAUCCGUCUUCCCAGGGAUGGAGAAAGAUCGGCAUGGAGGCUGUCAAACCACAUUACUGAGCCAGGAAGUUGAAUUCACCUCCGAUGGCUCAUGCAGGUGUAGCACAUUUCCUUUACUGCAGCAGUCUCCAGAGCAAAACCUCAUAAUGCGAUUUUGGAGAAAAUACCCUCAAAACCGACUAAGUUAUUGGCAUGAGCGUAUGCUGCAGGGGUUUGCGUGAUGUACAUUAGUGCCUACUGCUAUUUAAACUUUGAUUGGUCCGGGUUUAAAGAGGGUGCCAAUUUAAUUCUGGCCCUUUAGAAGUCGGCCACAAAAUCUUAUUGACUGCCCAGCUUGAUGCAAAGUGUGUAAACAACAGAUAAUCGCUGAUGCACCAUUGCUUCCAAUUAAACUCUUAAUGCGUAGAGUUUGAUUUGUUUUAAGAAUGAAAGUCAACAUAAUGAAAAAUGCAUUUUCCCUUUAUAUCGCUUCCAGAAAUAUUAUUUUUUUCUUUCAAAUAUGUCACUAUGAGCCCAUGAGUGCACACAGUGUUUUUUUUUUUCUUUUUAUCUUAUGUUAAUGUAUUCACUACAAGUUGAAAACUUUGAUUUGAUGGAUGUAAAUCUCAUUGCAUUGCGUUUAACUUUAAACAGAAAUCCUGAAUGUUGCUGCAUUUAGCAUCAUCAUGCUUCCAAAGCUGCUGAAAACUCUGAUUAGCCAGCUCAUCCUUUCACUGCGAGAAUGUGACGGAAACUGCACACUUAAGAGGAGCAGCUUCUCCACUUGCGCCAGAGAGCAGCGGGUGAUUACAAGGCCACCACCUGUCUUGUAGUAAAGCUGGAAGCUUCUUAAAGGUAAGAGUCUUCUGCGCAUCAGGAGAAGGCUCACAAAUAAAUCAUGUCUUUACAUCACUGAUUAUUUUCACGCGGAGCUCGAUGUUGCUCCUGUCCUGCUUUAGGAUUUCAUCUGAAGUUACCAACAUGAUGUUGGGUGUAGUUAAUAGGAGCAAUAUCUUUGGCAUAACCAAAGACAAUCAUUUUAAUGCUGUCUGUUAAGUACUAGAUUGUGUUGCAUUCAGGUCGUCGCUGCCCAUCGAUCCCCUUCAGUUGUGUUCAAAGUGUUUUGUUUAGACCAUUCUGUCAUCCCUGCCUUUUUUGAAGACCUGUUGGGACACCGUGCGUGUUCAGCAGCUGUGGGAAGAGGGAAGAGGUGAAAUGUAUCCCAUCACCAUUACCCUAAGGGCUGAAUCAGAUCUGCGCGUGUCCACGUGUGCACAUGCCGGAUGAAUUGAAACGACACACUUUGUGAUGGAGGGACAGUCAGUGGAGCAGCUUCAGUAGACCCUGUUGACCUUCUCCUGCCUCUCCACGAGGCUCCUGACCUGUGGCCGCACACAGUACCUUACAGAUUUGUGACCUAUGAUUAAUGUACAAGAAUGACUUACAUGGGACAUAACUCUAAAAUAAGGCCUAUUUUUGUACUAUAUGAAUGGUGCAGUGUAAUUUUCUUGUAAUUUAAAGGUUGUUUUUUUUUUGCUCUUGAUUUCUCCUUUUUAUUUAAUUGAUGUCAAUUAUAGAUUCUACUAAAAAUAAAGAUCUAUGCAAAUUUAAA
This is a messenger RNA of Cololabis saira (Pacific saury), 6841 nucleotides long. RefSeq names its product furin (paired basic amino acid cleaving enzyme) a (gene furina). Gene Ontology annotation, biological process: peptide hormone processing. The transcript is spliced from 16 exons. Gene Ontology annotation, molecular function: serine-type endopeptidase activity. The record is from RefSeq and is a predicted model, not a curated record. Bases 267 to 2705 code for a protein of 812 amino acids. Lineage: Eukaryota; Metazoa; Chordata; Actinopteri; Beloniformes; Belonidae. Gene Ontology annotation, cellular component: trans-Golgi network; Golgi membrane.